Thalassophryne amazonica is the source of this 1241-nucleotide messenger RNA. RefSeq names its product ADP ribosylation factor like GTPase 3, like 1 (gene arl3l1). Lineage: Eukaryota; Metazoa; Chordata; Actinopteri; Batrachoidiformes; Batrachoididae. Gene Ontology annotation, molecular function: GTP binding; GTPase activity. The coding region runs from base 251 to 814 and encodes 187 amino acids. Gene Ontology annotation, biological process: cilium assembly. The record is from RefSeq and is a predicted model, not a curated record. The transcript has 6 exons. Gene Ontology annotation, cellular component: microtubule cytoskeleton; cytoplasm.
UUUCUGCUUGCUAACUGUGACAGAAUCUAACAGCUACAGUGAGGAGCAGCCGGUGACCAGCUAGACAUUUCUAUCACAUUUUCACAUAGCAUUUAACACACCCAAGUCUGUUGAAGUGGGACACAAAAGGAGGAGGUCACCGGACCCUUAUUGAAGAUUCCACCCAAGUGGCCUGGAUUAUUAAGGCACCUGUGUGAGCUUCACUGGAAAAUGUAGCUGCAGCCAGACGAGCUGCGGGACAGACGCCACCAUGGGAGAAGCUCAAAAGGGCUUACUCUCAGUCAUUGAGAAACUGAAGGGAUCCAAAGAGCAGGAGGUGAGGAUAGUCCUCCUUGGCUUGGACAAUGCCGGCAAGACUACCCUGUUGAAGAGCCUCGCCUCGGAAGAUGUGAAUACCAUCACACCUACACAGGGCUUCAACAUAAAGAGUGUUGUUUCUCAUGGCAUGAAACUCAACGUUUGGGACAUUGGAGGCCAGAGGAAAAUCAGGCCGUUCUGGAAGAAAUAUUUGGAAAACACAGAUCUGUUGAUCUACGUUAUCGACAGUGCGGACAAGAAGAGGUUUGAAGAGACAGGCCUGGAGUUGUCCGAGCUGAUUGAUGAGGAGAAUCUAAAGGGUGUACCGGUGCUUAUCUUUGCCAAUAAGCAGGAUCUGGCCACAGCAUCACCAGCCAGUGAGAUUGCAGAGGGACUCAACCUGCAUACAUACCGGGACCGUGAAUGGCAAAUUCAGGCCUGCUCAGCUGUGUCCGGGGAAGGAGUUCAGGAUGGCAUGAACUGGAUUUGUAACAACAUUGCACAUAGGAAGAAAUAAACCAACAUCUCUAACACAGUGAAGCUGAGAAACAGCGCCACCAUCAUCCUCAGCUGGUCAAAGUCAAACUAUGAAAUGCUUCUUGGAGAAAUGACCAAAAAAAAAAAAAAGAACAUUUUUGUUAAAUGUCAUAUCCCAAACAAAUAAAUUCUGCUUCCAUUACAGAAAAAAUCUGGGUUUUUUUCCUUUUCGUAAUCUGUCUUUUUUAAUGAAUGUUUUGACAUUUUAGACAAUUCAAGUGAUUAUUUUAACUGCACCCUGACAAUUAGGCAAUCAAUCAAUGUUCAGUAAUCAAAAAAUGUGUAUUUAUUCUAAUUAUCCUUUGGAUGUUGUCUGGUUAAUUUGUGUGCUUUCUAACAUUAUCUAAAUUCUGUGGAAACCAAGAAGCGUGUAGCAAUGUGUAUGUACAAUAAAAUAGUUACUAUUU